UGAAGAUCAUAAAUUUGUGUUCAUUCGACUAACGUGUCUAACGUGAGGGCUUUUAAAACGAUCGCGGCAUUCUUUCGUGCGGCUCUAACUGUUUAUUCUUCGCUGUUGGUUAUCGAAAUUGUGCGCAAUGAGUGUGUAGUGUUCAAAUCACCUACGAACAGAGAGUAUUCGUUUCCUGGUGGGAACGUGAAUCGAUGUUACUGACAUAGUAAAUGGUAUUUAUCCUACAGAAGUACAAUAAUAGCUCCUAUCUUUGAGUUUGGUUGUUGAUGUUAUACAACCUGCGCCAUGAUAAUAAAUAGUGAUAUAAUUCCGGGAGCGAUCCCAAAGCGGCUGAUAGUAACGAUCAUGAUAUUCAUGGCGUGUACGGCAUCGUUCAUGUUGCGUGUACACAUGUCGAUCAAUCUGCUCGCAAUGGUACAACCGACGGUACGCGGCACUAACCACACCACCAUCAACGGCAUCGCCACCACCGCGACCACCGUGACCUCGGAACCCUUGGUGACCCUUGAUGUGACGAAUGGAUCGUUGCUACUACCCUUCAAUGACACCCAGUACGGCGAUGACAAUGAUGACCAAGUCACGCCACUGGUUCCGGAUUUUGGUCCACGCUACGACUGGAGCCAAACUGUACAGAGCCACAUACUGGGUGCCUAUUUCUACGGUUAUCUUUUAACGUCACUCCCGGCCGGCCCACUAGCUGAACGAUACGGGCCACAGCGGCUGAUCGGGUACUCCUUUUUAUUGUCGGCCAUCGUUACGGCGCUUUUCCCGCUUUUCGCCAUGGUUGACGCGAGUGCUAUCAUAGCGGGUCGAUUCCUGAUUGGAGUGCUGAGCGGGUGCGUCUACCCAACGCUACACAACGUCAUCUCACGCUGGAUUCCACCGAACGAGAAAAGCAAAGCCGUUGCCUGCAUUUCUGGCGGUAGUACGUUCGGAACGGUCAUAACAUGGCCUUUCGCUGGCCUGCUGACCGAGCACCUGGGAUGGGUGUACGCCUUUUACGUGCCAGCCCUAAUAUCGGCCCUCGUAGGGAUCGUCUGGUUUUGGCUCGUAUCGGACUCGCCGAGUGAACACAAGACCAUCACGAAAGAGGAGCGCGACUUCAUCGAAUCAUCUUUCGGUGAUACCGUCUCGAAGGUCAAGGCACGACCACCACUCGCGAAAGUGCUGACUUCGUUACCCUUUUUGGCACUGAUCCUGGCUCACUACGCCAGCUUCUGGGGCUUGAACUUCUUCGUCACGCAAGCGCCCAAGUUCAUAAACGAAGUACUGGGCUUCAAGCUGGCCAACGCCGGAUUUCUCUCCAGUUUGCCGUACGUGGCCAGAAUGUUUUCCGGCUUUCUCUUCGGAUACAUUGGCGACCUGUUGCGCCGCAAGCAACUCAUGAGUGUGACCAGCCUCCGCAAAUCCUUCACCGUAUUCUCUCACUUCCUGCCAGGUGCAUUCCUGAUCGCACUACCGUUUAUUGCACGGGAUCCCAUCGUCACAGUGUCGUGUAUCGUGGCCUGUCUGGGCUUCAACGGUGCCUCCACGAUCACCAAUUUGGUCAACGCGCAAGAUUUGGCACCCAACUUUGCGGCUACCCUGUAUGGAUUGAUGAACUUUUUGGCCACAACGGCCGGCUUUCUGGCUCCGAUGCUGGUCGCAUUCUUCACGAAGGAAAAGAACACAAUGGACGAAUGGAAGUACGUGUUUCUCAUCACGGCAGGAAUCUACAUUCUAUCCGGUAUCAUUUUUACGGUGUUUGGAUCCGGUAAGGUACAGAAAUGGAACGAGAUCAAGGAACAACCCGCCGAAUCGUCCCCAACGCCAACACCAGCAGUUCAGAGUGUGAGACUGUAGAACCGCACGUCGUUUGGUAUCUGUUAUUACUUUUUUAUUUCAGUCAUGAACUCAACUCAGUGUAACAAAGUACGUGUAUUAAGAAAGAUUAGGCAGAAUAAACAGUAAGGAUUCGC
Messenger RNA from Anopheles aquasalis, 1961 nucleotides. Its product is annotated as putative inorganic phosphate cotransporter. Gene Ontology annotation, molecular function: transmembrane transporter activity. Gene Ontology annotation, biological process: transmembrane transport; monoatomic anion transport. Gene Ontology annotation, cellular component: membrane. Lineage: Eukaryota; Metazoa; Arthropoda; Insecta; Diptera; Culicidae. The record is from RefSeq and is a predicted model, not a curated record.